Molecule: messenger RNA, 270 nt
Organism: Symbiodinium necroappetens
Lineage: Eukaryota; Dinophyceae; Suessiales; Symbiodiniaceae
Source: the annotation of a GenBank genome assembly
GACGCAGAGUGGUACGAUGACAUGAUGGAAAAGCAAGCAUCAUCCUGGACACAUGGAGAAGUUCAUGAAAGCCGGUACGUGAUAGAACAAGGGAUCAAAGCACGCCAUCUAUUCGGUUUGAGACGCCGCAGCUUCCCUUCUAUGCAGACACAAAAAGGGGAGGGGCAAUUGUUGGUGGUUGGUAACGGCACCACUACGGCUGCUCUGUCCGAGAUCAGAAAUCCGAUGUCCCAUGCCCAUGUCUUGCAAAAACGAAGACAAAUUAUAUAA